Agrilus planipennis (emerald ash borer) is the source of this 3099-nucleotide messenger RNA. RefSeq names its product golgin subfamily A member 1-like. Lineage: Eukaryota; Metazoa; Arthropoda; Insecta; Coleoptera; Buprestidae. Gene Ontology annotation, cellular component: Golgi apparatus. The transcript has 7 exons. Bases 366 to 2324 code for a protein of 652 amino acids. The record is from RefSeq and is a predicted model, not a curated record.
CGUCAAUGUGACAAAUUUUAUAUUAAACUGGUUAUAUGCUUUAUACAGAAAUGAUUCAGAAGAUUGAAAGAAAAGGAUAAAAAUGUGUUGUAGUAAUUAAUACAAUUAAAAUUUUAAUGAGAUAAUCAGAUAAGCGGCUUAUGUCAUGUUUAGUAUGUGCGGUGUAUGCUCUUAAAUGUGAUAUUUACAUCAACUGGGAUAAAUUAAACUGUGGAUCCUUUUAAAUUGAAAGUACAUAGUGCUACGGUGAUUAAUGAUUUCUAAUUUGCAACAAUAUGUUAAUAAUAAGUUACAACUUUUUUAAAAUAUUUUUCUGCAACUAAUUUUUGUAGCAGCAGUGAUAGUAGUGCUAACAUAUUUACGAAAUGUUUGCCUCACUAAAAAACAAGAUACGUGAAGAAACUGGCAGUGAUAUAUCGAAAUUGACUGCUAAAUUAGCUUCCUCAACUACACAAAAAUUCGAGUCACUGAGAGGAAGAGGAUCUUCUUCAAGUGUAAAUUCUUUGAUUUCUUCAGAUGGAGCCAAAGACGAAGGAUGUGAUGCUUUGAAGACAGAUGAUGAGUUAAAGAAGAAAAAUGCAAAAUUUGAAUUAGAGUUGUCUAAAAAAUUUGAAGAAAAACAAAAAGAGUGGAAAGAAAGCUCACUGGAGAAGGACAAGAAAGUGCAAAAUUUAGAAAAAGAAAAGUAUGAAGCUUAUAAGCAAAUAUCAAAAUUAAAAGAGGCUUUGAAACUAGCAGAGGAUUUUAAAAAUAAAAUAUUACAACAAAAGGAGAAUAAAGAACAAGUGGAAUGCUUUCAGUCUCAGGAACUAGUGAAAAUCAAAAAUCUCAUUCUUCAGAGAGACCAAGAAUUGGCUGAUAAAAACCAAAUCAUUAAGGACCUGAGUCAGCAGCUUGAUAAAUUGAAAAAUGAAAUAGGUCGGCUAAGAAGGCAAGAGGAAAGACUAAGUGACAUUCAGGAUGAUUUGGAAAGUUUAAGGCAUUCUAGCGCCCGAGAUAUGGCAGCAUUAGCUACAGAAUUGGCAAAAAGUGAAGAGGACAGGCGAUACCUUACAGAUCUAGUAUCUAUAUUAAGACAACGUUUGUCGGAAGAGGAAGAAGAUAAUGAUGGGGAAUCAAACGGUCUUCAAGAAAGAAAACUGUUGGAGCAACGCCUCGAAGAGGUUCAUUUACAUCUUGCUGACAUCAAAACUUCGUGGAGCGACAAAAUUGCUUCACUUGAAACUCAGGUAGGGAGAUUGAAUAGACAAGCUGCUGAAGAAGCUGCCGAAAGAAGAAGAGCAAUUAAGGAGAAGGAAGCUCUAGAAGAGAAAGUUAAACAGCUAGAGUGUGAAUUAGAAUGCAAUUGCUUGGAAUUAAACAACAAAGAAAGUAAAGUACUAAGACUUACUGAAGAAAUAGAAGAAUUGGCGAAUGAAGUUAAACAUUUAAGAGCCGAAUCUGAAGAAGAAAUUACUUUUUUAAGACAAAAGCUUCAAGAUGCGGAAACGGAAGUUAAGGCUGUAAGAAAAAACCUGGACAACUCGGAAUCGCAGCUUGAGAAAACUGAAGAAGAACGCAGUAAAUUAAAGAUAUCUGUCGAUUCUGAACAUCAAACUAAUGUCACAUUGAGGCAAAUAAUUACUAAAUUAGAAAAAGAAUUAAACGAAGAAAAAAGUAAUUCGUUAGAUGUACAGAAAACUUUAAGCAGGGUUACUGCAGAAAAAAAUGCAGCCCUAUUAAGAAAUGCUGAAAUAUCGCAACAAAUAGAUCUCGCCAAGCAAGAAGCUAGAAGAAAAGGUCUAGAAUUGAACGAGCUUUCUAACAAAGUCGCACAAUUGGACGCUGAAAAUCAAAAAUACAAGGAAUUGGAAAGCAAAAAUAUUGAGCAAGAACUGCGUAAUAGCAUCACAAGACUUGAGGAACAGCUUAUAGAAAAAAAUAAAAAUAUAAAGACUUUGCAAUUGCGACUUUUGGACAUGAAGAAGGCUCUUCAGCAAGAGCUACGUGCCCCUUCCAAAGAUCCGUUUACCGACUACUCAGAUUCGAAUUCAGUGGCGAUUUUAGCACCUAGUCAAAACUUGACCAGAAACUACCACAACAGUCUAAGAAAGGACGAAGAUGACAUCAACUUCAAAUAUCUUAAACACGUGGUGAUAAAAUUCUUGACCAGUAGAGAGUACGAGGCGAUCCAUUUGAUCAGGGCGAUAGCAACACUUUUGAAGUUUUCGCCUGAGGAAGAAAAAUUAAUUCAGGACACAUUGGAAUGGAAAAUGUCAUGGUUUGGAAAAUCUCGACCUAGCAUCGGAAAUGGACAGCUCGCUAAGGCUAUUCCACCUAGCUGAUGGUUCUUUUGAAACUGGACAAAAGAUCGUCGUAAGUUGUUAAAAUACCAUUUGAACAGGCUAAAGACAAUUAACUGAAAAACAAGUUACAAAGAACAGUGUAAUUUUUUUAAUGUUUGCACUACUGUUUGAGGAUUACGGUUUGUGCUUGUUGAUUAGAAUGGAAGAUUUUGAGAAACAUUCGAAUGAAUUCAAUUAUUUGUGAUAUGGUUUUUUGUCAUUUAAGGACUGGUAUGGUGUUUCUAUUAAGAGUAAAAUGAUCAGUAUUUUCUACAUUUUCAUAUCCAAUAUAACGUCUCAAUUUAUACCAUUUUCAUUGAGAGACCAUUAGAAAAAGUAAUUUGUGUUUUUACAUUUAUAUCUAGUGUAAAUAAUAGUUGAUAGUAUGCAUAAAGUUGAGUGUUAAGUAUAAUCUUAUACAAAUACAAGAUUUUACUCAGUACUUAACUGUUUGUAUACCACCUAUCAUAAAAUAUUUGUUUAACUAUUCAUAAUAUUUUUAUGCAUUCUAUUAUUUUAAGAAGUAAAUCAUACUAUCUUACAAUUAUUCAUAAAAUGAAAGUUUUCUGUUCAUAAACAUAGAAAAUACUAUAAAGUUCUACAAUUAUUUAUUAAUAAGUGGCCAAAAAAUGCAUUGCAAUUGUAAGAUAACUUGUAAAUUUCCUGUACAAUUUUUGUAAGCUUGCUUUACUUAUUUAUAUCGCUGUUUUCUGAGCUGAUAAUACUAUAGUUGUUACCUCUAUUGAUUUAUUCUUAAAAAAAGACAUUCACUAUU